Messenger RNA from Peronospora matthiolae, 207 nucleotides. Lineage: Eukaryota; Oomycota; Peronosporomycetes; Peronosporales; Peronosporaceae. The record is from the annotation of a GenBank genome assembly.
AUGAACAUGUUGGACGUAGAAGAUGACAUCUUUCACGUCACACGUGAAUGCUACUCCCAUUUGAGUGACUCGGAAUGGGAGGUAGUCGGCCGCAUGAGUGUGCUCAUGGGCGAACCCGCCACCAGUGGCAUGUUGGAGUCUCUAAGCAAAAUGCUGCCAUCAACAAGUUCCUACAAGGGGGACUUGCUGUCGAAGAACAGAAGAUAG